This is a messenger RNA of Telopea speciosissima, 1753 nucleotides long. Its product is annotated as differentially expressed in FDCP 6 homolog. Gene Ontology annotation, biological process: endosome organization; retrograde transport, endosome to Golgi; receptor recycling. The record is from RefSeq and is a predicted model, not a curated record. Gene Ontology annotation, cellular component: early endosome; trans-Golgi network; recycling endosome. The transcript is spliced from 10 exons. The coding region runs from base 144 to 1655 and encodes 503 amino acids. Lineage: Eukaryota; Viridiplantae; Streptophyta; Magnoliopsida; Proteales; Proteaceae.
CAGGCUACCUUCAAGUCUUCAACAUGAAGUCAUGAAAGGAUCCCUACAAUAAAUUAAGCUUUUGCCUAAAUGUUUUUUCUUUUAAUUCUCCAUUCUCAUAAAUUCGCAAAUCCCUGAUUCUCUACUGUUUAGUUUCUCCAUCCAUGGCUUCCAACGGCACAUCUCCAGGAGCGGAAACUGAAAACAGCUUGGAGAAAAUCAAAAGGCAGCUUACGUCGGGUUCAGGGAGGAAUCUGUUGCAAGGGCCGCUCCUUAAAAGAUCUGAAAUGAUUAAAAAAUGGAAUGAACGAUGGAUGAUCUUGGACCCGAGUACCGGAAAAAUGGAAUACAAGACUCGGAGGAAUGAGUCAGUUGUCAAGGGAAUUAUUACAUUUGAUGCAAAUAGCACAAUUACCAUCUCUCCUGUUAACUUCCAUGGACUACCAAAAUAUGAUGGUUGCUGUUUGUAUAUUGGUACCCCCCAGAGAAAAGAUUACUUCCUUUGUGCUGAAACUCCUGGUGCUGCUAGAGCUUGGGUAUCAACUCUACGUGCAACUCAAUUGGUGUUAUUUGCCCAUAAAGAAGCUGUGAAUUCCAUAAGUGGAAAUGGUUCUGCAAAAUUGGGAACGGUUGCAGCUCUUGUUGCUGCUGCCAACUCAACAGCUCAGGAAGCUGCUAAAGAAAUUGAAGCAGCUAUGCAGAUCUCCAUGAGAAAUGCUUUGGGCAUUGUGACAAAUAAACCCAUGGUGACAAAUGGACCACACGAAGGUCAAAUGGAUGAUCUGGCAAUCAUGAAGGAGACAUUGCGAGUAAAGGAUGAGGAACUACAGCAACUGGCUAGGGAUCUUCGUGCACGGGAUUCAACAAUAAAAGUUAUAGCAGAGAAAUUAUCUGAGACUGCUGAAGCGGCUGAGGCUGCAGCAUCUGCAGCUCAUACAAUGGAUGGACAUAGAAGAAUUGCUUGUGCUGAAAUUGAGCGUUUAACAAAGGAUUCAGAGAAACAGCUAGAGUCAGCCAUGUUGAAGUCGAGAGUGUCUGAAGAAAAGGUUGAAGUUCUAAGUAGGGAUAGGGAUCAACUAUUAAAGCAAAGAGACUCUGCUCUUCAGGAGGCACACCUAUGGCGUUCUGAGCUUGCAAAAGCUAGAGAACGUGUUGUGAUAUUGGAAGGGGCUGUUGUUAGAGCUGAAGAGAGGGUGAGGGUUUCAGAGGCAAAUGCUGAAGCUAAGGUAAAAGAAGCUGUAGAGAAAGAAUUGGCUGCUGUGAAGGAGAAGGAAAAGCUCCUAGCAUAUGUAAAUACACUGCAAGGACAACUACAAAGGCAGCAGAGUGAUACAAAACAUGUUUUUGAAGAGAAGACAGAGUCAUGCUCAGAUGUUGGUGACACCUUUCCAUUAACAAAGCAUGUAGACUUCUUGCAAGGGAAUGUAGACAAAGCAUGUCUCAGCGUUUCAAGAGCUAUUCCAAUUUCUGAGGAUGGCAUCGACCAAUUGUCUGUAAAUCAAGUCGAUCUCCAUUCAAUCAGAGAUGGGGAAUGGAAUGAUAUUAGGGCUACAGAGGCAAGGAUAGCUGAUGUAAGAAUAUCCCCUGAAGCAGAGGGAAGCAGCUUGGAUAUUCCUGUGGUGAGUCUUCCAGUUGGUCACCAAGAGAAUGGAGGGAAUACAUUUCACCAGCCUUGAUAUUUAUAACUUGUGUUCCUUAACAGAAGAAAACCAGCUUGAGAGUGUGGGGUUGAAGCAUUGUUAAAAGAUCAGUUUUCCUUAUAAUAUUUUUCCUU